Molecule: messenger RNA, 1664 nt
Organism: Ceratitis capitata (Mediterranean fruit fly)
Lineage: Eukaryota; Metazoa; Arthropoda; Insecta; Diptera; Tephritidae
Gene: Zmynd10
Product: zinc finger MYND domain-containing protein 10 homolog
Exons: 6
Coding region: 181-1536 (451 amino acids)
Biological process (GO): motile cilium assembly; inner dynein arm assembly; outer dynein arm assembly
Cellular component (GO): centriolar satellite; cytoplasm
Source: RefSeq, a predicted model, not a curated record
GGAAAUGAGCUUUAAAUGAAAGCUCUUGCCGCCGCAGUACUUCACUUUCAACUUUGUUAUUACCUAGCAACACAGUUUAUUUAAUUUGUAAAAAAAAAAAAAUAAUAAUCGAUCAAACAAAGCACGAAAAAUAACGUUAUAUUUUAAGUCGCAGUGAAAGAUUUUAUAAAUUAAAUAGCAAUGUCCAAUUUUGUAUAUCCGGAAGAACUCUCAUAUUUUAUUGAAAGCAUACGCCCAUUUCAAUUGGUCGAUAUUGGUAGCUCAAAAUGGUUAGACGUUCAUGAGAUGAUAAUAAAAUUAAGUCAACAGGCAAUACUCGAAGCAUGCGAGCAUCGUGAAGAGGAGGUUAAGGAAUUCCUUAUAUCGCGUGACAAACUGAAGGUUCUUAUACAUGAAGCGUACGGUGUAUUUUUAUGGAAAACGCGAGUUUUACCACAUCUAAUAGAGAUUGAUCCCAAUCCUCAAGCAACCUUCCUUAUUUAUACAGUGCUUUUCCAUGAAGGCGCUGUAAUUUCGCUAUUAGAUACGGCUCUAUUUCAUUUAAGCGCGUGUGAGGCUUUGCAGGAUUCGGCAAUUGAUUUGGUCGAUUAUUGUGCACUGGCAGUUGCGCAAGUGGUCGGUUUAGUUAGCAUGGGUUACAACGAAAACCAGUCUAAGGUUGACGUUGAUGAGGCAGUUUUAUCAGAAUUAGAACGUCAAAAACGCGAUUUGAUAUUUAAGAUUGGUAUGCGUUGUAUUUCCAUUCUAUGCUAUCUGGCAGAGCACGCUGAUGCGAUACCGUUAAGCGCUUCACGUCGAAUGAUCGUAACACAUGAUGUUCCCUGGUUAAUGGCUGAUGUACUACAAUUUCGACCGUGGCAACGGCGUACCAAUAAAGGCAUCCAACGUUUUAUAGAUGAAAAGUGGGUAGCAGUAGAGGCGACGGAAGUUACGAAGAUAUGCAAACAUGAGGCACAAUGUUGGUUUUGCAUGCGACAAUUACUAUUCAACCAGUCAUUAACGAUAUCGUAUGAAAUGAACGAGGAACGCAGAAAGCAUCUAUCUAAAUGUCAAGCUUUACUUCAAGAAACAAUACUAGACCAACUGCCACCUUUAGUAGAACUUAAGCAGUAUCUUUGUCACUUAAGUGUGUCUGGUAACCCGAGCGAGGUGAAACUAAAAUCCAAUUUAGUACUCGAAGAAUUACCGGAAAUACGAGAGAAACUUAUAGCUGAGGUGGAACAAAUUGGUGGUUUUCCAGUUGUAGCACAAAAACAAGAAGAAAUAUUUUUAUUCAAUGAUAAGAAUAAAAUUAUAGAAAUAGCAAAACGUUUAAACGCAGCGUAUAAUACGGAUUUGUUGGCCGAAAUCGAAGGUAAAGCUGCAGAAUCAGAAAAAGCAAACACCGCUAAAAAUGAUGUCGGCACCAAUAAAUGCAGAAAAUGCUCUACUAACGCUGUAAAGAAAUGUGCCAAUUGCAAAACUACUUAUUAUUGUUCCAGGAUAUGUCAACUAGACGACUGGGCGGAUCAUAAAAACAUUUGUAAACAAAACUAAGCACACCACGCGGAAAAUAUUCACCCACUCAAAAUGUAUUCAUAUUCUAUAAAAGAUUUGUUAUUUCACUUUGUAUUUUUUAUUUAUAAAAGAACUUCAGCUGAAUAAAAACAACACGGUUCUUGUAA